Aspergillus vadensis CBS 113365 is the source of this 1489-nucleotide messenger RNA. RefSeq names its product FAD-dependent oxidoreductase. Lineage: Eukaryota; Fungi; Ascomycota; Eurotiomycetes; Eurotiales; Aspergillaceae. The coding region runs from base 234 to 1298 and encodes 354 amino acids. Gene Ontology annotation, molecular function: D-amino-acid oxidase activity; FAD binding. The record is from RefSeq and is a predicted model, not a curated record. The transcript is spliced from 3 exons.
AGCAAGAAUAUAAUUUGAAGGCCUCCGAUGUCGCCGCCGUGGUAUAAACUCGGCAUCCCUUUCUAUGGGCUCUUGCAUGAUUUGCCUCCCAUACUACUGUUCCAUUCUUCUUUCCUUCUUGAACCGUUCCUCCUUCCUUCCUGAACCGUUCUUCCUUUCCCUCUAAACAUCCUUUAAAUCCCCUACUAACCCCACUUUAAUGGGUAGCGGGAUACAGAAUCUUUCUAGAAAAGAUGGGCGAACUCCAGCACUAUCCGGCCGAUACACCCAACGUGCCCUUCGCACAACGCCCGAUCAUCAUUCUGGGUGCGGGCAUUAUUGGUUGUGCUGCAGCACGACAGCUUCUACAGGACGGCUUUCCAGUCAUCUUGGUCGCUGAAUAUCUACCUGGUGAUCAAGAUUUCCGCUAUGCAUCCGCAUGGGCUGGGGCGGCAUGGCAUCCAGCGGGCGGAAUUUGUUCGGAAUGGCGAUAUCUCCAAGCCAUCAGUCAUCGCCACCUGCUGAAAAUGGCACAAGAAGAACCCGAAUCUGGAGUCAGCAUUGUCGAUGCCCUGGAAUAUGUUGAACGACCUCCCGCUGAAAACUCGUCGGCAUGGGGAAGGACUCUGGCUGCCAAGUGGCGUGACUUACAACCGGGUGAAUAUCCAUCCGAAUUCAGCUGUGGAUGGUCGUACGAGACUCUCGUCACCGAUCCCACCAUCCACAUGCCGUAUCUGGGCAAGAAGAUCACUGCUCUGGGCGGCCAUUUCAUUCGCAAGCGGGUAGAGUCUCUUGAAGACCUCUAUCACAUGUUCCCCGAGUCAAGUAUAUUCAUCAACGCUAGCGGAAUUGGAAGUCAGACCCUCAAGGACGUCCAGGAUGACCAGUGCUUCCCGGAAAGGGGGCAGAACGUGUUCUACAAGACGGAAAACUGUCGCACAAUGUACUUCCGGAACGGCCAAGAAUACACCUACGUGAUCCCUCGGCCCAUGUCACAUGGUGUCAUUUUGGGAGGAGUCAAACAAGCUGACAAUCUAUCCUCCGAGCCAGACAUGGAAAUCGCCCGAGAUGAGAUCGCACGCGCACACCGUCUCGCGCCCGAAAUCGUUCCCGAGAACCCACCCGAAGACACCCUCAGCUACAUCGUCGGCAUCCGGCCCUCGAGGAAGGGUGGCUUCCGCUUAGACUCGGAGCAGCACGAAAGCCGGUACAUCCUCUCAGCCUAUGGAUUCGGCGGAGGCGGCUAUGCCUUCUCGUACGGAGUCGCCGAUGCACUGUGCAAGAUGGUGGAAAAGGUGGAGCGAGAGAAUGUGAUCUGAUCUAAUCCUUGUGAUCGAGGGUGCUGAUACCUUCAUGGGAAGAAUGCUGGCCAUUCAGCCCCGUGGAUGUGACGUUGAUGUUGACGUUGACGUUUAGUAGAUUCAUUAAUUAACAUUGAGCAGUGUCGUCGCAGCACCCUCAACGCUAUUAUUAAUACAAUGCAUUAGAGUACUCAUAAUCUAAAGCGAAG